Trichomonas vaginalis G3 is the source of this 2829-nucleotide messenger RNA. RefSeq names its product vacuolar protein sorting-associated protein 18-like protein family. Gene Ontology annotation, molecular function: protein-macromolecule adaptor activity; protein binding. Gene Ontology annotation, biological process: endosome organization; organelle fusion; vacuole organization. Bases 1 to 2829 code for a protein of 942 amino acids. NCBI's taxonomy places the organism in Eukaryota, Parabasalia, Trichomonadida, Trichomonadidae. The transcript has a single exon. Gene Ontology annotation, cellular component: endosome; HOPS complex. The record is from RefSeq and is a predicted model, not a curated record.
AUGCGUUCUCUGCAGUCCCGCGAUCGCUUAACUGUAACAGAACGUGAAGAUCCAGAUUCUUAUACAGCAGAAAGGCGUUGGAUUCUUGGUUCCAGGCUUCAACCUGUUUCUCCUGUUGAAAAAGUGAUGAGACUUCCGAAAAACACUACUCAUUUCGUCCAGAACGGUCCAUACUCGAUCACCGUCAACGACUACAAAAAUUUAUUCUUACAAGUAACUCGAACAUCCGGAAAUAAAGCCGAAGAAAUUAAUUUAGAAUCAAAUGUUGAAAUUAUCAUUCCUUCUCCAGCAGAAGGCUACUUCCUUGUAUCACUCUCUAAUCAACCGCUUAGACUCAUUGAACCAGAUGGAAGGCAGCGUCGUUUUCCUCAAAAUACUUUUCAAUUGACAACAACUUCAUUCGAAUGGAUAGAUAACAGAGAUAGUCUUUUACUCCUUGCAGGCACUAUGUUCGGUCACAUCGACUGUUUUACAAUUACACGAAGUAAUAUCGUAGAUAAUCAAUUUAUUAUUGACGAACACAAAGCUCCUAUCUCAUCUCUUGCCUAUUUAGAGUACCAUGGUGAGAAAUUCAUCUUAGUUGGCACAUUCUUUGACCUAAUUAUCCUUAAAUGGAGCGAUUACACUAAAAACCCUGAACAUUACAAGACAAUCGAGCGCAUAAGCGAGAAAAAGAUUUGUAUCCCAUCGUUCGUCAUUACAAACCAGAAAUACAUUGCUUGGCUGACAAAUGAAGAUCUUCGAGUGUUUACUCCCGAACAACUACUACAUUCUGACAAUGAAUGCAAGCGUAUGCCAUUCGAGCAUCUCAAGCACAUUAUCCAGAUCGAGCCACAGAUCUUCCUUUCCCAAUUAAACCGUCCAUGCGUUAUGAGUAAACACCAUGUCAUUAUUGCAGCGCCAAGUGUGGUCGUAGGCUUCGAUUUGAAGACCCUGGAAACCGCUUUUCGCUUUCCAUUCACAAAUACGAUUACUUCGAUGUUUUUAACGCCAAAUCUACUUUCUAUUGUAACUACAUCACACUUAUACAAGAUAGAUCUCGCAGACGAACGAGAAAUCUCACCAAUUGUCUUAGUUUCGGAUGUAAAAAAUCAGAUGAUCCAAAAGAAGCAAACAAGCGAAGGCGUUACAUUGGCAGAACUUCUUUCGGCUCUACUUGAGAAUAAUGACUUCAAAGGAGCAAUACAAACACUACACAACGCUUUAGCAAAUAUUCCACUUCCGAAAGUCGACGACAACGAAAAUGUACCACUCAGCGAAGAAGCUGUAGAAGAAAUAUGCAUAGAAUUCUUACUUUACGAGCUCAACGUCAUUACAUUAUGCAAUAAAGAUGAAAAAGUCGACUUAAAACCAUCGAGAGUAAUAAAUACGAAUGGCAAAUACGAUAUGCUAGCCUCUCUUGCACAUCUGCUUCGCCUCAGAGAGUUCUCAAGAGCAGGAGACAAGAUUCGAGAUGAAAGUGUCAUUACUUCUCUUGGUAGAACCGAAACCGCGGUUGCAAUGUUAUUAGAAAAGGCAUACAGCCAAUCCGAGCACGACGCCCAUAUCCUAAGCGCUCUUAAUUCUGCAUUAUUGAUUCAUCCAGACGAACAACAGUAUCUUGUAGAGUCAAUCAGUGCAAAGAAGCGCGAGGAAGCAACAUCUAUACUCGAAAACAACUCCGCCGCUUUCAGCGAAGCCAUCCUUUGCUUCUUAAAACCUUCAACUCCGAAAGAUGUCGCUGACAAAGUGACUUCCUUCAUUAGCGAAGAUCGUAAACGCGAUAUAAUAAAAUUACUGACCCAGAAAGGUCUCGACGACAAGCAGAAAGACACAAUUGUCAACGCAUUAGAUAUCUUGAUCGAAAUUGCCGAAAAAGAGAAGCUCCCGAGCGUAAUUAUGCGUUACAGAGAGAUCGUUGAGGACCACUGCAAGUCCAAAGACAUCAACGACAUGAAGGUUCUCUCAGUUUUGAAUUUUUCAAUGCCAUAUUUGCCCGGCCAAUUAUCUACGAAUAUGUGUCUUGCGAUUAUUAAAGACAUUGCGACAUCGAAAAACAAGUUUUCUUCGAUUGAUAUCGCAUUAUGGAACUUGGCAUUGGCAAAUGACGAACCAGCGGCCAAGAAGGACGAAGAACUCCACAAGAUGAUAAAAGAUGUCACUUUGGAGUUCCAUAUUAACAAUGUUCCGGAGACUUUUGAGCAUUUAAUAAGGAGAGGAUUGUAUAUCUCAGCUGCUGAUGUUGCUUUACAGGCAAAGAUGUAUUCCAAAGCCGUUUACGCUGUUUCCUGCUAUCCGCAUGAAGCAGAAAACAACAGAAGAGAAAUAUUAAUUCGAAGAUACAUCAGAAUGACUCCUAGAUCGAUGUGGCAGGACUUGUGCAAGAAGUACAAUGUUUCACAUAUCGACGAAGAGGAGAAAGAUGGAGAAGGACCAAGCCAAGCAAGAUUAGUUGAAAAAUUCAAGGAUUUGCGUCAGAAAAUCAAAGAUUUGAGGAACAAAGCGGCCGAAUCAGCCGAUUUCCUCGAGCAAAUCAACAAUUGGGGUGACGUUUUGCCUCAAGCAAGCGAAAGAUGCGCUGAAUGCGGAAAACAAAUCGGAACAGAACAGGCUUACGCGUUUUCAUGCGGACAUACAUUCCACGCAAGUUGUAUGAAGGCUGCUGCGUUCGAUACUUUGUCUGUUUCGAAUCAGAACAAAUUGCUGUCGUUUAAAUCAUCGAAAUUGACACCUGAAGAGAGGAAAAUCGUUGAGGACAUUCUCCUUGACGACUGCCCAAAGUGCGGAUUGGCUUCUGUGAAUUUGAUCAGAAUUCCGAUUGUAACUAAAUCGAGAUGGGGACUUGAGUAA